Molecule: messenger RNA, 246 nt
Organism: Necator americanus (New World hookworm)
Lineage: Eukaryota; Metazoa; Nematoda; Chromadorea; Rhabditida; Ancylostomatidae
Exons: 1
Coding region: 1-246 (81 amino acids)
Biological process (GO): replication fork processing; mitotic DNA integrity checkpoint signaling; DNA double-strand break processing
Cellular component (GO): condensed chromosome; site of double-strand break; nucleus
Molecular function (GO): DNA topoisomerase binding; single-stranded DNA binding; histone H3K4 methyltransferase activity
Source: RefSeq, a predicted model, not a curated record
AUGAACCGACGCGACUAUCGAGUCAUCAUGCUUUAUGAAUUCAAAUUGGGACACUCCGCGGCAGAAGCAUCUCGUAACCUUAGCAGGGCUUUUCUGUCAGACUGUCCUUGCGAACGGACAGUGGAGCUCUGGUUUAAAAAAUUCACUUCUAGCGAUUUUGAUCUCGAAGAAAAACAGGGUCGCCGUCUCGCUUAUAAUGAAGAUUUGGAGAGAGCAUUCGAAGCAAGUCCGGAGACUAACACAUGA